Messenger RNA from Belonocnema kinseyi, 7038 nucleotides. RefSeq names its product fibrillin-1-like. The transcript is spliced from 25 exons. Gene Ontology annotation, molecular function: calcium ion binding. The coding region runs from base 1 to 7038 and encodes 2345 amino acids. The record is from RefSeq and is a predicted model, not a curated record. NCBI's taxonomy places the organism in Eukaryota, Metazoa, Arthropoda, Insecta, Hymenoptera, Cynipidae.
AUGGAACAAGUGAUAUCGACAGUGAGGACCAGGAUUCAAACUCUAAUGUUCAAAGCCCUUGGAUCCUCGACAGGGAGUUGCAAAGAUCAUUCUUCAAGUUCGACCAAUCCUUCGCUGAGCACUAGUCACGGAAUUUUUGGAAGCUGCCCCGAAGUGAAGCCGCCAAAAUGGGGCGCUGUAAAAGAGAGAACCUUAGAAGAUGGUUCCUUGCAAAUUCUCUAUUCUUGUGAUCCAGGCCGGAAGCUCAAGGGACAUCAAAUAUUGACUUGCACUGACACUGAAUGGGAUCAUGCAAUUCCAAAGUGUAUUCCAAUUGAGGAAAGAAAAAUGAGAAGUCUGGGCAGAGUUGAGGUGGUGGGGAGGAUUCCAAUAUACGAUCCUAUGCGUGGAACAAACCGCCGACUGAAUCCGAAGGCCGCCGAGUUUAGCCGAGUCUGUAAAAUCCCACCAAUUUUAAAUGUGCAUUAUCACGUAGACACGCACAUAAAUGUGGGUCUGUGGCUGAUUUCCUUGAGUCUGCAUCAACCGGCGAGUUGUGGUUUAGUUCAAUAUCGUAGAGCGAAUCGUGGAAUACCACAAGUAAGUUGGUGUGGUUGUAUUAAGUACACGAAGCAGGACGAAAAGCCAUCGAUAAAGCUCUUCUUGAAUUUGGGAAACAGUUAUUGUGCUGCUGCCGCCCCAGGAGCUGUCUACUUUUUAUUUCACGCCCGUUUCAGGAGGAUUUUGAAGUUCAGCAGCGCCACUGCUGCUGAUAAAUUUAAGUCAGCGGGUGGUAGAUUUCUGCUGGUUUUAGUCAAUUUUGGUGGAAGGAAGCUUCAGGAAGAAAACGGAAACCUCAGUUCGCAUCCGCCGAGUUUAUUCCCCAAUGUGCGAAUAUCGGAAAUUGUUACGACAGUAUACUUCUGCGCUUUCAAUAAAGACUAUCGAGGACAUGGAAAAACAAAAAGAAAUCGUGACGAUCUUUUGCUCUUAGAUGAUCCCCCAUCGACAGAUGCCCCAAUGAAGCGUUCUCAAUUUGGAAAAAAGAACGGCGAUCAGAAGAAGAAGGGAAAGAGGAAGAAACUGAAUUUAGACAUGAAUUUCUCGAGUAUGAACGAGACUUUAGUUUCGAAACUCGAUGUAAGCUGCUCUAAAGGAAAAAGUGUUUUUAAAGCUCCUCCACAGCUGGAAAAUGCCCGUCCUCCUAAAAUUGUCAGGAGAAAAAAUGUAGUUUCGUCGAAGAGGAAUUAUCUGGUUGCUAUAUAUGAGUGUCUGGAGGGCUAUGUUCUUAAGGACUCGAUGGCAGAUCGAAUGUUUUGCAGCAAACGAAACUGGCUGGGAACAAUGCCGGAGUGUGUUGAAGAUCAAGAACCGGUGCAAGAAAAUCUCAGACGCUGCGGCGAAGACAACGGUGGGUGCGACCAUAUCUGUGAGGACAUCCCCCUUGGGAUUCAGUGCCUUUGCUACGAUGGGUAUCGUGCAAAUGGAACAUUUUGUACUGAUAUCGAUGAGUGUACGGAAGGGACGGCAGGCUGUUCGCACAUUUGUCAGAACGAUCGAGGAUCUUUUCACUGCGAAUGUCCCACUGGUUUUCUCUUGGAUUCAGAUUCUCGCUCCUGUGCUGAUGUAGACGAGUGUUUACCAAACAAUGGUCGAGGACCUUGUCAAGACACUUGUCAUAAUCUCGACGGUGGUUACGAAUGCAGCUGCAUGAAAAUUCCUGGGCAUAAAUUGUCCGCUGAUAAUCACACCUGCAAGGACAUAGACGAAUGUGCUGAAAACAAUGCUGGAUGUUCCCACAUUUGCCUCAAUACUCCAGGCAGCGUUUUUUGCUUAUGUCCAGAGGGAUUCUACUUGGAAGAACAUUCGAAAAUUUGCAGUGAUGUUAAUGAGUGUGAGGGAAAUACGAAAGUUUGUGACGAAACUAGCGAGGAGUGUGAGAACACUCUAGGGUCUUAUAAGUGCGUUCAGAAACUAAACAGGUCGUCGAAAAUCCUACAGGAUGAGGAUUACGAUACCGAGGAUGACGAGGAUGAGGACGAGGAUUAUGAGGGAAUUACAGAACUUCCGGGUCUAGCAAAUUGCGAGGAGGGUUUCAGAAGGGCUGCAGAUGGAGAAUGUCUUGACAUUGACGAAUGCGUCGAAGGCGACGAAGGAGAACCACACGGUUGUGAGCACACCUGUGUGAACGAACUAGGUGGCUACUACUGUACCUGUAAUGACGGAUACGACAUCCAAGAUGAUGGAGUCUCCUGUCAAGACAUAAACGAAUGUCUCAAAAAUCCCUCAAUCUGCUCCCACUCUUGCCACAACACUGACGGAUCAUAUAUCUGCACAUGUCCGAGCGGUUUUUCCCUAGAAAAUAAAACAACCUGCCUUGAAUCCGUUUCCCCAAAAUCGUGCGCCUCUCUAGUUCCUAAAUGUUCCUAUGAAUGCGCGGAAGGAUCUGAAGGGCCACAUUGUGUCUGUCCUUUAGGAUACGAAUUAGACACCAAUGGUGUCGUUUGCCUUGAUAUAAACGAAUGCGAAGAAGGUCGUUGUUCCCAUUCCUGUAUUAAUUUAGAAGGAAGCUUCAUCUGCUCUUGUCCUGAUGGUUUAGAAUUAGGAGAAGAUAAAUUCAAUUGUACCGAUGUUGACGAAUGUUUGCAGAAACACGGUUGUGAGUACGAAUGUGUUAAUCUGCACGGAUCCUAUAAAUGUAGUUGUCCUCCAGGCUUGUCCUUGAAUGAGGAUGAGAAGAACUGCAAGGACAUAAACGAGUGUGCAACAGGUCAGCAUAACUGUUCUCAUCAGUGCUGGAAUGAAAUAGGCAGUUACAGAUGCAUCUGUCCCAUAGGAUUUGAACUUCUCGAUGAUUUGAGAACUUGCCAGGACAUAGACGAGUGUCUAAUCAACAUCCACGGAUGCUCCCAUGAUUGUCUCAAUUCUCACGGCACUUAUCAGUGCACUUGUCCUUCCGGUUGGAGCCUUGAUGCCUCAGGCAGAAUCUGUGAAGAAGAUUCUGGCUGUGGAAAUAUGAACUGUACCCAAAAUUGCUUAAAGGAGGAAGACACUUAUAGAUGUACUUGUCAUAAAGGUUUUAUAUUAGAGUCUGAUGGAGAGACUUGUCAAGAUUUGGACGAGUGCCAAGAAGACGAGCACGAUUGCUCCCAUGAUUGUAUAAAUACUCCAGGAAGUUACGAGUGCAUCUGUCCGCAAGGGUUAAAGCUUCUGAGUGAUGGACUCACAUGUGGUGAUCCCUUUUGCGCGGAAGGUUUCAGAAAAUCUGGUUCUGGUUGUGAAGAUGUGGACGAGUGCUUUGAAGAAGACUACGACUGUUCCCACACUUGUGUCAAUCUCUAUGGAUCAUACAAGUGCACAUGUCCUUCUGGAUUUUAUCUAGAAGCGGACCGCGUAACUUGUUCUGCUUUAGAUCACUGUAAAGAUGAAUCUUGCUCAAAGAAAUGUGUCUUCACGAACAAUAAUACUUGCGAGUGUCCUUCGGGCCAUGAAUUAGGAGAUGAUGGUUUGAUCUGUAGAGAAAUCUGCUCUCCAGGAUACAAACUCAAGUCUGAUAAUCUCACCUGCGAAGAUAUUGAUGAGUGUUCUCUGGGCCUAGAGAAUUGUAAUCAAUGCGUUAAUAUUCCUGGGAGUUAUAGUUGUAUUGAUGAUCAUCUUUGCUCAGAUCAUGGAUGUUCCCAUACUUGUGAGAGAGACGAAGAUCAGAUAAGAUGUGGCUGUCCGGAGGGAUUCGAACUUGAUGAGGAUGAAAAAACUUGUAAAGAUGUUGACGAAUGUGAAGAAGGAUCCCAUGUCUGUUCUCAGAAAUGUCUGAACAUAGAUGGUUCUUAUUACUGCGAGUGUUUGGAAGGAUUUGAAUUAGCAGAGGAUAAAAAGACAUGUUUUAAUGAACCAGAUCCAUGCGAUGAUUUCGGUUGUUCUCACGAAUGUAUUCGCAUCAAAGAUAGUGAAUCGAUAUUGAAAGUAGAAUGCAGAUGUCCCUCAGGAUUUGGAUUACAUGACAACAAAACUUGCAAGGAUAUUAAUGAAUGCAUCGAAGGAAACGAAGUUAACAUUUGUUCCUACGGUUGUGUCAAUACCGAAGGAAGUUACUACUGCCAGUGUCCCCAGGGUUACAAAAUUGCUCCAGAUACCAAAAGCUGUGAAGAUAUAAAUGAAUGCAGUCAUGAAAACGCAGGAUGUUCCCAUUUCUGUAAUAAUAUCGAUGGUGGUGUCGAGUGCUCUUGUCCUGAAAACUACAGACUCGGAGAUGAUGAAAAAACAUGCCAGGAAUUCGAUGAAUGUCGACUCAACAAUGGCGGAUGCUCCCACUUCUGCAACAACGAAAAUGGAAACAUAUUUUGCUCCUGUCCUUCAGGAAUGAUCCUAACUGAUGAUAAUUCUGAAUGUCGAUGCAAGGAAGGCUACACUCUGGCAGAAGAUAAUUCCACUUGUUUGAUAUUCGAUUCUUGUCAAAUUGAAAACGGAAACUGUUCUCAUGAAUGCAACUUUGACAACCAAUCGAUUAUCUGCUCCUGUCCUCCAGGAUACAGAUUGAAAGCUGAUUUGAAGACCUGCGAGGAUAUAGACGAGUGCGAGGAAUUCGAGAACGAUGUGGACACAGGAUGCUCUCAUAAAUGCAUCAAUCAUGAAGGUGGAUAUCAUUGCGAGUGUCCUCCAGGAUUCAUACUGCAACCGGAGGAUAAAAAAACUUGUAUCGAUUUAGACGAGUGUCUUUCAUCGAGCCACAAUUGUUCCCACGACUGUUUGAAUCUCCUCGGAAGCUACAUCUGCACUUGUUAUGAUGGACACUAUCUGCAUUCGGACAGAUCCACUUGUCUCGAUAUUGAUGAGUGUCUCGAAAGUAAUGGCGGAUGUUCCCAGAUCUGUAACAACACGAUUGGCGGAUACCUCUGUGGCUGUACGAAAGGAUACGAAUUAUCUAUUGAUGAAAGAACAUGCAUAGACGUUGAUGAGUGCAAAAAUGGACUAGAUGAUUGCUCUCACGAGUGCCUGAAUAUCCUCGGAUCAUGGAAAUGUGUCUGUCCGGUUGGUUUUUAUCUCGAUACUGAUCGAAAAUCUUGCCGGGAUAUUGACGAGUGUUUAGUUGAUCACGGGAACUGUUCUGAUUUUUGUCUAAAUUUAGAGGGUUCUUUCAAGUGCGGAUGUCCAGAAGGUUACAGUCUUCUUUCGGAUUUAAAAACUUGUGAGGAUAUUAACGAGUGUUUGGAAAAUAAUGGAGGAUGUUCAGAUAUAUGUCUGAAUAUUAAUGGGACUAAUUCUUGUGAGUGUGGGAAAGGAUUUCGAUUAUCGGAAGAUGAGAAAAAGUGUUUGGAUUUUGAUGAAUGCGAAGUGAAUAAUGGUGGUUGUUCGCAUCUCUGCGUGAAUGAGGUUGGGUCAUUUUAUUGUGAUUGUCCAUCUGGUUAUGGGAAGAUCAACUCGACUUGUUAUGAACUGAAUCCUUGUCUUGAGGAUAAUGGAGGAUGCGAGCAAGAUUGCAGAAAUGAGAAUGGUGUGGCGCUUUGUUCAUGUAGGGAAGGGUUUAAAAAAAUGGAAGAAGAUGCUUCGAGAUGUCUGGAUAUUGACGAAUGUUUGGGAUCACACGGAUGUCAGCAUUUUUGUGUUAAUACGAAGGGAUCAUUCAACUGUAGCUGCAGAGAGGGAUAUGAAGCGAGGAACUCUUCUUGUGUGGAUAUCAAUGAAUGUGAGAGGAAUAAUGCUGGAUGUCCUCAGGACUGUGUCAAUACGAUCGGGUCUUAUAUCUGCAGUUGCAAACCCGGUUAUACCCUGAAUCCGAGGGAUAAAAGUCAAUGCGAGGAUAUAAAUGAGUGUGUAAAUAAAAAUGGUGGCUGCACUGGCGAUUGUAUCAACACUUCAGGAAGUUAUUAUUGCGUCUGCAGUGAUGAUGCCGUUUUAUCUGCUGAUGGAAAGACUUGUGCUUCGAGAUUUUCGAGAUGUCGGGCAAUGGAUGCCCCAACAUUUGGAGAGGUUCGAUGCCCUGGUCAUCCAUCGGGGGCAUUAGAGUACCCAGUGGGAGCGAGGUGCUACAUUAGAUGCAACCCCGGAUUCAAAUUGGAGGGCGCUCACGCCCGAGAUUGCCAGGCGGGCGCCCGCUGGAAUGGGAAGGAGCCGAGUUGCCUUCGAGAAUAUACUCCUCCACCAGGUCGUCCUUACUACUCAGACAUGCCGAGACCAUACAUCAGGUGUCCUAGAAGCGUAGAUGUGGAACUUCCGUCGCGGCAGAGCACCGUCCGAGUUUCCUUCCCGCAGCCGAAGACAAACGUGGAUUGGUGGAGGUACGUGGAUGCCUCUCCAGCCUGGGGAAAACAAUUACAAGCGGAUUUACCCGCCGGCAUCACUAUGGUCACCUUCACAGCGUGGUCUCCCACAUCCAAUUACACUAAUACCUGCAGGCUGAUGAUUCGUGUUCGAGACAGAGAAAACCCGAAAGUUUUAACAUGCCCAACAUCCUUCGAAGUACGAUUGGAACCGGGAGAAAAUGGUCGGAUAGUUUUUUGGCAGGAACCCACAUUCGAAGAUAAUGUCGAAAUCGACAAAAUUUACAAAUCAAGAGAACCUGGACAGCAGAUGUACCCCGGUAUUCACAACGUGCGCUACAUCGCUUCCGAUGCUGCCGGAAAUCGAGCUGAAUGCCAUUUCUCCAUACACGUUCGAGAUGCUGAACAUCAUCAAGAUUCAGAGUUCAAGACUUUUAAGAGGAUGCUGAUUUGUCCAGAUCGACCACCUCAACCAUUGGCUCCGAAUUCUUACAGGAUUCCUCGUGGCUGUUAUACGAGGUACACUCGCAUGUUUUCUGGAACGUAUGCUCUUCAAAACUAUCGAAGUCACUCUCAAAGACAAGAUGAGUAUCAAACUAGAGCUGCUUAUCAUCAAGUACAUCCAAUGUUACGAACGCGAGAACAGGAUCAAGCACGAGUGUAUCCGCUCGCAGCCUUAAGUAAUAAAUCCAAGCCGAUUGAUGAUGCUAGUGAAUUAAGAAAUAUAAAAACAACAUUCGAAAGAAACGUGGUUUCAACUUUUAAUAAUUUUAAAAUACAGAAACAGUGCACUCUCGCGUAA